AUGAAACGGAAUUACGUGAAGAAAUUGAACGAGAAGAAGAAAUAUGACGAUUUUCUCUCAAUUCUAAACAACGUGUUCAAGAAGGCUCGUUACUUCGGAAUCUCGGGGUAUGGGUUCAACUUGUCUUUCGCAUGGAGUCUGGUACUAUUUACCAUGCUGGUGGUAGCAGAAACCGUGGCAGUUUGGAAAGUUGUGAGGUUCCUUGGAGGGUGGCUGAUGAGCGCUUCUGAUAAUGGUUUUAUAGGUCGGAUGUCCGGAGCCAUCUUCUAUGCAAACGCAUUAAUAUCACUAUUCCUUUCAUCAAAGUUUGUGCAUUCUUGGAGGAACCUCUAUAUUUACUGGCUUAGUACCGAGACUAAUACUGCGCUCAAAUUUCCUCCUGACGUGAGAACGAAAAAGAGGGCUACUUUGAUAAUUGUCUUCGUUAUUAGUGUUGCUUCUAUUGAACACAUUCUGAGUAUGAUAUCUGCAACCGGUGUUGGUUUUCCCAUAGGAGAAUUUGUCUACAGAUAUGUCACUAUUUCUCAUGGGUUUCUACUCAGAGCUCAGGACUACAGCGCUUGGAAUGGUAUACCAAUUUUUAUUUUAAGCAAAUUGGCAACAGUUCUAUGGAACUUUCAAGAUUUGAUUAUCAUUCUCAUCAGCAUGGGACUCAGUUCUCGGUACAAAAGACUGAAUUUGUACGUUAGGAAAAUAGUCACUGUUGAAAAGCGAACUGAGACAAAACCGAAGUUCGGCACAGAAUUAUACUUACAAAUACAAGUAUGGCGACGCUUGCGCGAGGCGUACGUUCGACAAUCAACACUCGUGCGCAUGGUCGACCGUAAGCUUGGAUCUCUUGUAUUGCUGUCCAAUAUAAAUAAUUUGUACUUCAUCUGUUUGCAGAUCUAUCUUGGAAUACACAAACCGAGUUCAAGCACAAUAAGUCGUUGUUAUUUCCUCUUCUCGCUAAGCUGGCUAAUUCUAAGAGCAUGCAGCGUAGUGAUUGCUGCGUCCGACGUACAUCUGCACUCGCAAAGAGCUUUGAAACUGCUGCACUCAUGCCCCAGUGCUAAUUAUAAUAUCGAGAUGAAAAGACUACAAUACCAGCUAGCACAUGACUUUGUGGCACUGACUGGAAUGGGAUUUUUCUCGCUACGGAGAGAACUGCUGCUUGAAGUGGCAGCAGCAAUAUUGAAGUACGAAUUAGUUUUAAUACAAUAUGAUAAAUAG
This is a messenger RNA of Spodoptera litura, 1212 nucleotides long. Its product is annotated as gustatory receptor for sugar taste 64a. Gene Ontology annotation, biological process: detection of chemical stimulus involved in sensory perception of taste; sensory perception of chemical stimulus. Gene Ontology annotation, molecular function: taste receptor activity. The record is from RefSeq and is a predicted model, not a curated record. Gene Ontology annotation, cellular component: membrane. NCBI's taxonomy places the organism in Eukaryota, Metazoa, Arthropoda, Insecta, Lepidoptera, Noctuidae.